Callithrix jacchus (white-tufted-ear marmoset) is the source of this 3634-nucleotide messenger RNA. NCBI's taxonomy places the organism in Eukaryota, Metazoa, Chordata, Mammalia, Primates, Cebidae. The record is from RefSeq and is a predicted model, not a curated record.
UCGGACGGGGCUUGACUGGGUUGGGCCCGGGGCGCUGGGGCGGGGCGGCUCCCGGGAAGGGUUUACUUUCGCACCUUGUUCCCUCCGAGGUCCCGAAAAGUGUUGUGAAGCAGCAAAACAAAAUUCGGGAGGGGAAAGCGUCCGUCCUUAGCUCCCCAGCGACUUCGUGCGUCUCCUCGUCUGAGCACAUUUGAGCGUUUUUCCUUGUCCAGAUUGGUGCCCGUCCCUUUUGCAGAACGUUUACAGGAGGAUGGACUCAGACAAGUGCUGGAGGAGAUGAAAGCUCUCUAUGAACAAAACCAGUCUGAUGUUAGAGACAGGGUUUCAUCAUGUUGGUCAGGCUGGUGUCGAACUCCUGACCUUGUGAUCCUCCCGCCUCGGCCUUCCAAAGUGCUGGGAUUACAGAUAUGAACUGCGGCACCUGGCCAUAAAAUGUGAAAUUUUUUAGGAAGUCCUUACGUGCUUGAUGAAGUACUCUACUAUUAGGAAUGAAGCGAAGUCAGGUGGACGAAGUGAUUUGAUACCAACUAUCAAAUUUCGACACUGUUCUCUGUUAAGAAAUCGACGCUGUACUGUAGCAUACCUGUAUGACCGCUUGCUUCGGAUCAGAGCACUCAGAUGGGAAUAUGGUAGCAUCUUGCCCAACGCAUUACGGUUUCACAUGUCUGCUGAAGAAAUGGAGUGGUUCAAUAAUUAUAAGAAAUCUCUUGCUACUUAUAUGAGGUCACUGGGAGGACAUGAAGGUUUGGACAUUACACAGGAUAUGAAACCACCAAAAAGCCUGUAUAUUGAAAGACAGGGUCUCACUGUGUCAACUGGGAUGAACCUCACAAUCAUAGCUGUCAUCUCAAACUCCUGGGCUGAAGCAAUCCACCUCAGCCUCGUCCGAUGUCUAAAAGACUAUGGAGAAUUCGAAGUUGAUGAUGGCACUUCAGUUCUAUUAAAAAAAAACAGCCAGCACUUUUUACCUCGGUGGAAGUGUGAGCAGCUGAUCAGACAAGGAGUCCUGGAGCACAUCCUGUCGUGACCAUGAACCGAGGCACCCCCAGGCUUCACCCAACUCAUGGACUCCUCUGUACUUCCUCUCUACCCUCCCAUCACCUCCCUCUGUGAUUUUAAGAGCUAUAGACAUUGUUUAAGAUAACUAAGAAUACUUGGCUACGAAGUAUAAUUUGCUAACUAUUAAGGACUUUUUAAAAAAUGUUGUACACUAUUCUUCUCCUGUUUUUAAAAUUUUUUAAAUUUUUUGUAGAGACAGUAUCUCACUAUGUUGUCCAGGCUGGUCUCAAGCAGUCCUCCUCAGGAGGCUGAGGUCAGAGAAUUGCUUUAAUAUGAGAGGUGAAGGUUGCAGUGAGCCCAAAUUGAGCCCAGAAUCCUGGCCUCAAGCAGUCUUCCCACCUUGACCUCUCAAAGUGUUGAGAUCACAGGUGUGAGGAGCUGCACCUGGCACCUACUCCUUUUUCUAAUAAGCUUUAUCUCUAAUCACAGCAUUCCUACAGUGUAUUUUUUAAAUGAAGUAAACAUGAUUACAUUUGAAUCUUUUUUAAAUAAUGAGAGUCACUUGGCUGCACAGGAAGAAGGUAGAUCCCAUGUGUCUUGUUUUCUGGUCAUGUAUAUUGUACAAGCUAGAGAGUCGAAUUUCUGAGAUACACAUUUUCUUUCUUUUUUUUUUUGAGACGGAGUUUCGCUCUUGUUACCCAGGCUGGAGUGCAAUGGCAUGAUCUCGGCUCACCGCAACCUCUGCCUCCUGGGUUCAGGCAAUUCUCCUGCAUCAGCCUCCUGAGUAGCUGGGAUUACGGGCACAUGCCACUACGCCCAGCUAAUUUUUGUAUUUUUAGUAGAGACGGGGUUCACUAUGUUGACCAGGAUGGUCUUGAUCUCUUGACCUCGUGAUCCACCCGCCUUGGCCUCCCAAAAAGAGCUGGGAUUAGAGGCGUGAGCCACCGCACCCGACCCUGAGAUACACAUUUUCAAAUCACAUGAGCAAGUGAAGAUGGUUUUCAGUAUAUGUGAUGUUUAAUGACAUACUAAUUUAUCGUCUGGCAAUUUGGGAAGGAUGGACACAUGGAUUUUGCACAUUUCCAACAUGGUGGCUGGUCUGGUUUGUGGCCAGUAUCACUGCUUUGGAAAGGGACAAUGAAACUGGGGCUAGAGAAGGAAUUUGUACAGCUUUCCCUGAGACUCACAUUGACUAAAAAGUCACGUAAAGAGUUGAUUGGCUUUUAAUGGUAUCUUUUAAAUAGCUGACACUUUAAAUGUUAAUGAAAUUCAGUUUGUUUGUUCUUUUAUGCUUUGGAUGUUUCGUCAAAGGAAUCUUUUCCCACCCUAUGGUCACAACUUUUUUUUUCUUCUAGGAGUGUUAUAAUUUUAAGCUUUAUACUUUUGGUCUAUGACCCGUUUUUGUUUGUUUGAGAUGGAGUCUCGCUCUGUCACCCAGGCUGGAAUUCAGUGGCAUGAUCUCGGCUCACUGCAACCUCCACCCUCCGGUCCAAGUGAUUCUCCUGUCUCAGCCUCCUGAGUAGCUGGGAUUACAGGUGCAUGCUGUUACACCCAGCUAAUUUUUGUAUAUUUAGUAGAGACAGGGUUUCACCCUGUUGGCCAGGCUGAUUUCAAACUCCUGACCUCAAGUUACCCACCUUGGCCUCCCAAAGUGUUAGGAUUACAGGAAUGGGCCGCCAUGCCUAGCCUGUAAUCCAUUUUGAAUGAAUUUUUGUAUAUGGUGCAAGGCGUUGAUCCCCUUCACUUUUUCUUGGGCAUGUAGGUAUCCACCUGUCUCACUACCAUCUGUCGAAAGGACUGCCCUUGGCUCUACCACCUUUGCAUUUUUGUCAAAAAGUAGUUUUCAGUGUAUGUGUGGGUUUAUUUCAGGACUCUGUUUUGUUCCAUUGAACUGUUUUUCUUUCCUGAAUGCCAAAACUAUAUUUGUAUGUAGUGUAAUUUUUCUAAUAAUUCUUGAAAUAGUAUUAAUGCAUUAUAUUUUUAUUGUUAUUUGUAUUUUUUGUAGAGACGGGGUUUUACCUUGUUGGCCAGGCUGUGCUGAACUGAGCUCAGUAAUCCACUCGCCUCAUCCUCCCCAUGUGCUGAGAUCACAGGCGUGAGUCUUGGUGCUGGCCCAAUGCACCACAUUUCUUUUUGAGAUUUGUUUUGGCUAUGCUAAGUCCUUUGCAUUUUAUAUGAAAUUGGGAAGAGGCGGGGCGUGGUGGCUUACGCCUGUAAUCCUAGCACUUUGGGAGGCCUAGGUGGGCGGAUCGCUUGAGCUCAGGAGUUCCAGACCAGCCUAGGCCACAUGGCAAAAGUCUGUCUCUAUAAAAAAUGCAAAAAUUAGCUGGGUGUGGUGGUUCAUGCCUGUAGCCCCAGUUACAUGGCAAGUUGAAGUGGAUCCCUUGAGCUCAGGAGAUCAAGGCUGCAGUGAGCUAUGAUCACACCAUUGUACUCCAGCUUGGGUGACAAAGUGAGACAUUGUCUCAGAAAAAAAAAAAAAUUAGGGUCAACUUGUCAAUUUCUACAACAGCAACAACAAAAAACCCUCCUAGCACUUUGAGAUUGCAUUGAAUUUAUAUAAAAAGGUUGGGAGAGUUGACAUCUUUAGUAAUAUUGAGUCUUCUGGCCUAUAAAUAAAGUCUGUCUUCCCACA